GUAAUACCUCUAGCUGCUUUCACGGUGUCCUCCUGUUGUCGCAUAUUGAUCCAGCUAGCUGAUCGUUAGCUUUUGUGUCAGGAUGGUGUCUGUGGUGUGUAAAUGUUUGUCCGUUGUUUCUGGCUAAAGGUAUCUGGCAUUUGGCGGCUUUAAUGUUCCGUGCAGCUAAUCUAAAAACCAUCGGCAAAGCGGGAACCGGCUGGCACUUUCGCCGGACGAUGGACGAGCUGGUCCAUGACCUGGUGUCAGCACUGGAGGAGAGCUCCGAGCAAGCUGCGCGUGGUGGCUUUGGUGACGGUGGAGACCAUGCACUGGCCGUGGGCUGCCUGCUGAAGAGGCAGGCUCGGAAGCGCAGGGGUAGAAAACGACGUUCAGACAACCCGCACCCCCCUUGGGAGACAGGCCACCUCAGUGAGGGUUCAGAGUCUAGUGUGGAAGAGCACAAGGACUACCGUGCCAGUACAGGGGGUGUCUCUGCAGCCAACAGUCAUGCCCGUGACAACAGCGACUCAGAUGAACAACUUGGCCCCAAACGGCGCACCCUCCUAACAGCUGACACAGGACGAAGCAAGCGGCCGCUGUGGCCAGAUGACUUGGGUGUCCUGGGGUCCGCGGAGGGAACUCGCAGCCUUAGACGGCGACGUAAGGUCAAACGUAUGGCUGUGGACCCACCUGUGGAACCAGAACCCCCUUCCUCCACCAUGCUAGGCCCCCCACCUGUCCCCAAAGCUCGUGUUGGCAGCAGGCCUCAUAGACUUGGUGCAAAUGAGGGCAGGGGAGCGGUGGAGCUCUGUGGAGUUGGACUUGUAGGACCAGGGGGAGGGAAGAACAGGGUGAAGAAGAGGAAACUGGCCACCCAUAGGCUGGGAAUGGAGGCUGCAGAUGAAGGGGUGGUGGUGGAGAGUGAGGAUCCCAUCUCUUCUCCGAUGGAAGGAUCCAAGGACAAGAUGGAGUUGGAGGAGCAGAAGGGUUCAGAUGAGGACAUGAGUGACAGGUGUGAGACCAGCAGUGUUAGUAACAGCAGUGAUGGAGGCCUAUACACCAACGAUGAAGGGAGGCAAGGAGAUGAUGAGCAGAGCGACUGGUUCUAUGACGGCGAGCCGGGCUCCGGUUCAGGGCCCGGAGGCGCGUGUGGAAUAGCAGGGGUGGUUCCCUGGUGGGAGAGAGAGACAGGUUCAGAGGAGCUGGAUCUAGCCGACCCUGUCUUCAACAGCAUCCUCACUGGAUCCUUCCCACUCAUGAGCCCUGGAGCUCAGAGAGGGUUCCAGGCCAGACUGAGUCGUCUCCAUGGAAACCAGCCAUCUUCUGAGGUGGGGCUGCAGGGCAGCUCUGGCCAAGGCUUCAGUGAUAGACUGGGAAGACAAAGCCAGGACUCCCAUGAGCCCUGGUUCAGCUCGGGAUCAAGAAGAGAACACGGACAGUUGCAUUGGGACCCACGGUCAGACAGAGGGCAUUGGAGGAGCUGUUCAGUAAAAACAGCCAGCAGACAGACCAGCGGGCACCUCGGCUCUCUAUGUACAGGGGAUGUCAAGCGGAGGCGAAAAGCAGCCCCCCUUGGAUCCACUGCCCCCUCAGGAUUGGUUGGGGAGAAUGCACCUCCCAUCCCUGACACCAACAUGGGGAGCCGCAUGUUACAGAGCAUGGGCUGGAGCCCGGGGAUGGGCCUGGGUCCCGAGGGCAGGGGCAUUACUGAGCCCAUCCGGGCCACGCAGAGACCCAAAGGUGCAGGUCUUGGUUUCAACUGAACUCCUGGUUUCUGGAUCCUGAUCCCAGAGCAGGCUGGGACUAGAUACCCCAAGAACUACUAGUAGUGAGGGAGAUAAUGCUCAGUGCGAUGAACAAUUUAAAAAAAAAAAAAAAAAAAAUCCAGAGUAAUCCAAGAAUGUGAGUUGUAAGAAGGGAAGGAAUGAGGCUUUGUCUUAUUAAGAAGAGUCUGUGAUGAAAGAGAUAUUUUCCCAUAUUGGGGAAACUUCAAGCAGCCUGGGAUGUCCACACAGACUGGUCCGCAAAGAGAAACAAUGAGCAGUGAAAGUGAACGACUGAAACUGAGUUGGAGAAAAGGUGUUUAGCAAACUUGUCCUCACAAGAAACUCCAUGUUGGAGAAAAUCAAUGACAUUGCCUCAUUGCAAGUGUGUCAAGCUGGCAUGCUGCCUCAGUCCUGUUACCUCAGAUGCCAGGAACCUGUGGGAAUUUUUGACCAUAUACAGAGCGGGCAAAUGAUGGCUUUGUUUUGCUUUGUUUUUUUUUUGUUUUGUUUUUUUUUUUUAGUCAGCGGUGUUGGUUAGUGAAUUAAUGACAAAUGUCCAAUAUUGCACAAGAGUUUUUGAAUGAAAGACUAUACUGUUAGGUCGUACGUCAAGAUUCAUUUUCGGUUGCUUUUUUAAUGUGAUGAAGUUAGGGUACACUGUAUGGUUGUGUGUGUUGGAAUAUCUGGAUGAUUUCCCCAUCCAUUUUAUUCUUUUAAUUGAAGAAGACAUGUCAUGGGAAUAUUAUUAUCCAUUCAAAACCCAUAAAAGAUACAAAUCAAAAUCACAAGUUUUCCCCUUAAUUUAGCACCGCCAUGUGUGCAUGCAGCUCAGGCUUACACAGAAAACACAGAUUUGGACACAUGAGGUAGAGUCUGGUCAGCGACUACCUUGACUGUCUUACUUUACCCAGUGUGUUGAGGUGUUUAUUCCUGGAAAAUGUUUGUACUGCAGACCCCGCAGUAUUUAUCCAUGAGCCAUGAGCAGUGACCAUGUAUGACAAAAAUGGUUAUGUGAUUCCCACAACCAUUUCGGUAUUUCCAUACAGAUAUUCUGGUAAAAUGCAGAAGACUGAUAAAUUCAGCUUGAGGGAUGCAAGCGGUUAACUUGUUAAAUUAAUAUAACGGUUAACUGUUAAAUUAUCGGCUAGAUAAUGAAAAAAUGAGAAAAUCAGCUGUCAUCCAAUAAAGAAAUUGCUGCUCAUAUACAGAACACGCUCUUUGUCUCCUCAGAGCCACACAGAUGAUAGAGCCAAAUAUGUCAUCCCUGGUGUAUUUUUUUUUUUAACAGUUUCAGAAGACAACAACAUGAUUGUACUUUGCAAUACAUGUUUCGCAUGGUUUCAGAGAAGGGGGAAAAGGUUUUAACACAGUAAAUCUUAGUACAGCUAUGGGACAUUAAAUGGUCCAUCUUUGUUCACUACAUCUUGGCCUUUCUUACCCUCAGGUGUGCAUAAACUACAGGACUUCUUUUUAAAACACAAAAACAUGAAAUUAUCAGUAAUCCGGUCUGUACUGGUCAUGAGCAGCAGGUAAUCAUUGGUAUUCACUGGAAAAACCCAUAUUGUGCGUACCUCUUUAGCUCAUUUCAUUGCUUUCAGAAUUUGAAAAUAAAAAAAAUGAAGGAAUAUUGUUGUCAUGAACAUGAAAAGGUUGUCAGGUGUUUUUUCUUAGCCUGGUGAGAGCUGCUAUCAGGACUGAGGGCUGACUCUAUUCAGGCCUCAAGUGAAAACACCUGUGUGACUGUGCAGGGCCUUUGAUAACAUAGCUACCAAGUUUAAUUUCAUUUUUUAACUUUAGUUUUAUACCUGUUGUCACUUACUUGUGUUAUUGUUUCAUGUAUUUGCUGAAGCUAAUAUAGCUAACCUGCAACCACAGAUUGUCCCGAAUACAGAUGUAAAAUCAUUUUAAUUGCAGGUAGAAAGAUUCAGUUCUAGGAAUAAAAGAAAUUAUCAGUUAAAUAAAAUGUGCAGCAAGUUGUGCUGUAACAAUAUUUGUUUCCUCUAUUUUGUUAUUGUGACCGUUGAGCACCAAAUGGAGGGUCUUUUAUCUCACAUGGCCUGUUCAGAGGAGUGUGAGACCAGCUGUCAGUGACAAAAAUAAAAAUUAAACUGAGACUGUUGACCUA
This is a messenger RNA of Scatophagus argus, 3873 nucleotides long. RefSeq names its product G patch domain containing 2 (gene gpatch2). Gene Ontology annotation, molecular function: nucleic acid binding. The transcript has 10 exons. The coding region runs from base 153 to 1745 and encodes 530 amino acids. The record is from RefSeq and is a predicted model, not a curated record. Lineage: Eukaryota; Metazoa; Chordata; Actinopteri; Scatophagidae.